GUUCUUUCAGGACGCGUCAACAAUAAAUUCAAACAGCUGUUCAUUAAUUUCCACUUUUUCGGCUUCACCCCCAAACGCAGCUUCCGAAAUGGUGGCUUCGGCAGUAUUAGGAGCUGCUGCGGGAACCGGCAUGGCCCUUUUUGUCGCGAUGACAAUUGUUGUUUAUCGCUAUUACAGUCAUMGGAGAAAACUCAAGGAAUGGAAUUCGUUGGAUCGAAUGCCMUUUCCCAACACUCCUACAAGGAUUAUCAACAAGCCAAUCUAUGCUGUCGCACAAACGGAAUUCAACGUAGCGAAAGAGCAACACAUUAUCCAGCCUCCCCAAAACACCUCAGCUCAAGCAUUAACAGCUGAAUUAAUGAAAAUGCCGCUGGAAUUAUGUUCCACUCCCCAAGGUUCGCAUUCGUUGCAACACCAAUCGAAAUCGUAUCCGGGAGGACAGCCUCUUUUGUGCAGAACACCGAGCGUUUCAUCACAAAGUAGCUUAGACAGCAGUGCAUCGAGACAGGGUCACAGGGGCUCAUCCCCCCAAAUCCGCACCUUCGCUCCGGACGGUAAAACGCCCGUCCACCAGGAAGCCAUCCACACCUCCAGCUACCCCUUGCGCAACUCCAGCCGGUCUCCUUCGCCACUCCGGGCGGCCUCUCUCGACAUUCGCUGUUCGUCUCCUGGAACAUCGACCGUCAGCGGCGAGGAAAUUCGCACACCUUCGCCGUCGCAAUCUAGCUUGGCUUCGCUCACCGGAGGAUCGGUCAGUUCGUGCAACUCGCCGAUUCCGGCGUCGCCGAGGACCGUCGGCCUAGGAAGGUGUCUUUCACCUCUUUUGAUUCCGUCAACGAGAGCACACACGCCGGAAGUGAAUAUUGCGGCGCCCCCGGCGAGUCCGCUGGGGGCCAUUCAGCCGGAUUUGUACUUGCGGAAGGAUGGACCACUGUUUAUAGGAAGCAGUGCCAAAGCGGGGCCGAGUUUAGGAAGAUUGCAUUUUCGGCUCAAGUAUGAUUUUGAUAGGAGUGACCUGGUGGUGCAUCUAAUAGAAGCCCACGAUUUGGCCGGUAGCGACCAAGGAGGCUUCAACGACCCUUACGUGAGACUAGCACUUUCGCCGGAAGUUGAUUCGCGUAAACGUCAAACGACAAUCCGUCGCAACGAUCCAAAUCCGUUUUUUGACCAACACUUCAAAUUUCCAAUAUCGCAUGAAGAUCUCCAAUCGAAAACGCUCAUCCUACAAGUGUUUGAUUACGACCGAUUUUCACGAAACGAUGUCAUCGGCGAAGUUAGAAUGAGUAUGGACGAAUUCGACGUUACAUCGAGCAUAGAAGUAUGGGGUGAAAUAACGAAAAAUAAAAAACCACCAGAAGAAUUACAAGAAGUGCUUGUCUCACUCAGUUAUUUGCCUUCGGCUGAAAGACUGACGGUGGUUUUACUGAAAGCGAGGAAUUUGUUCCUGCCACAAGAAAAAGAUACCAUAGAUCCAUUCGUUAAAGUGUAUCUUCUCGUUAACGGUAAACGAAUGAAAAAGAAGAAAACAGCCGCAAGAAAGGGCACUACAAAUCCAGUAUGGAACGAAGCGUUAACAUUUAGUUUGUCGGCUUCUAACGUGGCUAAUGCUGCAAUUGAGAUUUGUAUAAUGGAUCAGGCCAACGAUUUGAUCGGCAGCAACCCCRUAAUAGGCUGUUGCAUAAUCGGCCCUAAAGAAGCAGGUCCAGAAAGGGACCAUUGGUUAGAUAUGACACAAAGUCCAAGAAAAGCUAUCGCAUGCUGGCACACCAUGAGGUAAAUCAAAAUAUGCUCAGUUAACGACGUUGAGAAUUAAAAAGACAAAAAUGGAUAGGAAGAAAGAAAGAUGAGUCUACAUGUCCAUAAUUUAAUGUUAUUCUAUGUUAAACGUGAUCAUAUAAUUAAGUGUGUAACAAUUAAGUUAAAUAUUAUUAUUUUAAGAGCUUUUUUAGAGUCACCAAACUCAUUAAUUUAUUAUAAAAGAGUUAAUUGAGAUGAUUUUAAAUGGAAUGGCCUCGUCAUUACAAUAAAAAACGGUAACUAAAUUAUACAAUGAAAACUUAUGAAUUACAUGUGUCCUUUUGAAUGUUUUUACAAGACAAUCAUUUUAUUUACCAACUCAAUUUUUUAACUGUCAUAUUUAAGGAUUACAAGGGAGAGCUGUCUAAAAGGAUAUUUAUAUUUGAUAUUGUUAUUCUUUGAACACUAACUCUAGUAAAACGCUGCACUUUGUAAUUUAAAAAAUGUAAACUUAAACAACCAGAAAAAAACGCUUAAAUUGACAUCAGGGAUGUUAAAMUUACAUAUUAUAAAAGUCUUAUGACGUCCCUCUCAUACUUAUGAUAAAUGUUGCUAUCCUUAUAAAUAUUUACACUUAAAUUAUAUCAAAUGAAAAAUAUCAUAAUCUAUUUACAUCAUUGUAUAUCGAACUGUUUUUAAAUAAGAAAAUUUAUUAAAAAAUCAAAACUGUAUCUAUAAAAUGUAUAUCAAUUAUUAUACAGGUGCGCCAGAACUCGCGCCCCAGAGAAAAAUGCCAUAUAAGGUAAGAUACUAGGAACAUGGAAAAAUUAUCUAUAAAAAUUUCGU
Molecule: messenger RNA, 2583 nt
Organism: Tribolium madens (black flour beetle)
Lineage: Eukaryota; Metazoa; Arthropoda; Insecta; Coleoptera; Tenebrionidae
Product: synaptotagmin-5
Exons: 7
Coding region: 89-1777 (562 amino acids)
Biological process (GO): regulation of dopamine secretion; regulation of calcium ion-dependent exocytosis; calcium-ion regulated exocytosis
Cellular component (GO): membrane
Molecular function (GO): phosphatidylserine binding; calcium-dependent phospholipid binding; calcium ion binding
Source: RefSeq, a predicted model, not a curated record